CAGUGCCGUCACAGCCAUCCAAGUCUGGAGACAGUCUCUCUGUUGAGGCUCAGGGAGUAGUCAUUGGACCUGAUGGCAUUGCUGGGUGGGACAAGGUGCAGGAUCUGGCUGCUUAUUUGGUAGGUCUUCGUUAGGCUCCUUACCUCACUGACCUGCAGGUGACAGAGGCCAUCCAGCUGUGGACAGCUCUCCUGGAUGUUGAUAAACAGCGCAUCAACUACCAGCCUCGACAUGAGCCUCAGCUGACACAUGGGCGCUUUAAGGCACCAAAGCGCUCCGGAGUCACUCCAGGUGUGGAGAGCGUCAAGCGCUGUCUGAUUGGACAUCCUGAGGGUCCAGCACAGUGGCCUAGCACCAGCCGCUUGGUUGAGGCCAUUUGUACAAAGCUGUGUGCCGUACACAAGUCCACUUCCAAGAAGGCUGGUGUUCGCACGCACAGGUGGUCUAAAAUACUGACCGAUUACCACCACAUCCGGGAUCUGGUGCUUGGCAGUCGCAGGCUGAUGGAUGAAACAGUGAUCCAGCUUUUUGAGCUAAAUCAGAAGACGCUCAUUCAGUGGUUUCAACGGAGGCAAAAGGAUCAGGAAAUGAGUGUACUCACUCAGGGACUGACUCCACUUGAUCCAAUUGCUGUGGCAGAUACGCAGCUUCCUUUGCCGAGGGGAAAAUUGGACGAGGCACCGACAACAUCAGGCCCCAAACACAAGUUUGUCUUUCCUCCAAAUAAAGAAGGACAGGCACCUCUUCUUCGACCUGGUCAAAAGUCUGCUUCUGCAACCACCACAGUUUGCUCCUUCCUGCCGGAUGUCACCACGGUGUGCUCCUUUCCACCGGCCCCCACGACGGUAUGCCCAAUCACGCCAACCCCCACCACAGUCUGCCACAUUGCACCAGCCCCUACCAUGGUGUGCCCCGUCACACCGACCUUCACCACAGUGCGCCCCAUCUCGCCAGCCUCCACCACAGUGUGCCCCAUCAUACCAGCCUCCACCACAGUGCGCCCUAUUGCGCCGGUCCCCACCACAGUGCGCCUCAUUGUAUCUGCCCCCACCACGGUGUGCUCCUUUCCACCGACCCCCAGCACGGUGUGCCCCAUUGCACCACCCCCCACAGCACCAGAUGUUGUGCAGCCUAUUUCAGGACCUGGAUCAUUGUUUGGCACACUUGUUUUUAACCCAGACAUGAGUGUGUCAAUGGUGAUUCCAUCAUUUGCUGCACCAACAUCCAGUGCAGUCCCAGCUUCACCUGCACCUGCUGUUCCUCCACCUGCACCUGCUCCACCUGCACCUGCUGUUCCUCCACCUGCACCUGCUCCACCUGCACCUGCUGUUCCUCCACCUGCACCUGCUCCACCUGCGCCUGCUGUUCCUGUGUCCCGUUACACCCAGAGGAACAGGCGCAGACGGGAACAGGAGAAGAAAAGUGUUUGCAGCAAAUGUGGGCAACCAAAGACUAAGGAGUUUGGCCAUAGCCGAUUUGUCCUUAGAGGACUGGUUGGCAGAACAGCGCCAGCAAAAUAAAGGACAAACUCCAGCUCCAGAAUAAAGGACAAAUUGCUGUAUAUAUUUUUGUAAAUGUUACAUGGGU
Danio rerio (zebrafish) is the source of this 1587-nucleotide messenger RNA. Lineage: Eukaryota; Metazoa; Chordata; Actinopteri; Cypriniformes; Danionidae. The record is from RefSeq and is a predicted model, not a curated record.